This is a messenger RNA of Mesorhabditis belari, 1023 nucleotides long. Lineage: Eukaryota; Metazoa; Nematoda; Chromadorea; Rhabditida; Rhabditidae. The record is from the annotation of a GenBank genome assembly.
AUGCGGCUGCCUAAUUUUUUCGUGUUUCUCAUUUGCUUGAAUUCACUAUGGAAAUCGACGAAUCCGGCAACUCUACGCCUCCUCAAAGCCGCUUAUGGAAAAGAAACCGUACACGACAGCAUAAUCGACCCGAGACGGUACGCGGCGAUGAACGACGAGCUGGCGCCUGAUGAACAAGAAUGGGCGGAACUGUGCGGUGAUGCUGACAAAAUGACGCCUAUUUUCUCAUCUCUCCUCUGCCCACUUCAAUACAUCCUGAUAGCCGAAUAUCGAAACAAGAAUGCAAAGUUUUAUCCCAGUGUUGAUGCAGCUCUUGAAAGUAUCACAAGUGCAAAGGUUCAUUUGUGCUCACAUUUGCCUGUGCACUCGCCUCUCGGAAUCGCUGAUCAAGAAGGUCGAAUAAUUAAGACUCAAUCCGACGUCGAUACCGCUUCUUGUAUCGCGAUGCAAACGCACGAGAAGAAAUUGGUGUAUGGAUGCGCUUUAGGAGUAACUGAUGAGCGCUCGCACUUUCACGUCCUUCCAGCCACGGAUGAAAAGACGAUAAAAGAGAUGGAUUUGUCCGAUAUCUCCACGAAAUCCAUUGCCCCACUUAGAAAGGAGACAAAAGGAUGCAUCUUGUACACUUUCACCUAUGGAAAUCAACCUGUUAUUCAGGAUCGUGUUUGUUGUUGGACGGAACGAUGUGUGACGAUUUAUUACGACCAGCCUGGCUCCGAUCCGUGGCCACUCAUUCGUCACGUCGUGGCCCCGGAAUGGGUCGGAUUUAAAUGUGAACCCGAAGAGACGAGCCAACGCCCAUCGCUGCCACCUCCAUCUCCACCAGAGCCAGGACCAAGAUCAAGACCAGAAGCGCUCGGCUACAAAAUUGUCGAGAAUAGAGUCUUCGAUGUAAAAGCAGAACCGUUUGACGAAGAUCCAUGGUUUCCGGUGACGCUUGGCCUGAUUGGGUUCGGCUUUGUUUUGGUGAUUUUGGUGAUGUUCGCCGGUUUCUUUGUGUAUUUAAGGCUAUCGAGCGAAGGA